GAACGUUUCGCAUUCGACGGGUGUUCCGUAGUGUAGUUUACGAGUGGUGCCCGUUCCGAGGUCCCCUGCAAAGAAACGAAGUGCGGUUUGCUGGUUUCUUACUCCGGAAGGUGCCUUGGCUUGGAUACACAACAAAUCAGUCGGGCCUGCGAUGCGGUUUACACUAGAAUAGCAGCGCACCCGCGCCAACAAAUAUGCGUAGCUGCAUUCGGGCCCCGUGUUCGCGAAGUUUAGUGCAGCAUUUGUGACGGUGCACUUGACUUGCGCUGCUGCGCGUUGUUGGGAAUAUAAUCCUCGCGAGCUGUUAGCUCUAUCAACUUGGUGGUGGUGGCGGCGCGGCGGAUGCGGUUCGUUUUCCGUCCCGCUACUACUGCUGCUCCGUGACUCCCGGGGCGUCCGUGUCGCUUUGGGUAGCGCUGCAUUUCAACACAAAGUCAUUCGACGUGUGUGUUUGUGUGUGUGUGUGUGUCAACCGGCGGAGUGAGGCGACGCGGUUGGUUGUUGAGCUCGGUUUGCGCGGUGCUGAGUGAGAUGACGGCGCUCUGCCGCGAAGCGCGCGAGCCGUCCCGCCAGUAGCGCUAACAGUUACGGGCCGUUGCUGUUACGUUCGGGCGCGUGGCGUGCGUGGUGCUGGUGAAAUGGCUGCAGCGUCCGGUUCGGCUCCGGCGGACAGCGGGUCGUGGAGCGGCCCGCCAGGACCACCGCCAGCGCCGCCGCCGCCACCACCCGUCCCGCCGGUCCCCGGCGUCCCCCUAGCGGGCCAGGGACCGCCCGCCGUGGCAGUGUGGGAGUGGCAGGACGACCAGGGCCUGUGGCGCCCCUACAGCGGCCAGGUGAGCGCCUACAUCGAGCAGUGCCUUUCGGGACAGCGAGGGGCCCGGGCUGCCGGACCCGCGGCCACCAGCAUCCCCCUGGGGCACGCGGAGCCCGGCCUGGCGCCCUACAUCAUCGACAUCCCCAGCCUCAAGCAGUUCCGCCAGGACACGGGGAAAAUGCGCUCCGUACGUCGCAGCCUGUUCCCCCCGUCCUCUAUCCUGGGAAGUGGCAUGUACUGGGAGUGGGCGAACGACGAAGGGGGCUGGACGCCUUACGAGAUGCGCACCUCCAUUAUGCUGGAGCAUGGCUACCAGGCACGGCAGGUGGCUGUGGAUCUCGGUCCCCAAGGCUACAACUACGUGGUGGACCUGCGGGCGAUGGCGCAGGUGAACAGGGCCUCCGGCUAUCAGCGGCAGGUGCGCAGGCGCAUCGGGCAGCCUUAUCCACCGGCCGUUCCGGCCCCCGCCUCGGUCAUCCACUCGGGUCCAGCCUGCUCCUGCCAGCAGUGCCUGGGUGGAGGUGCGGGCGCCGGCAGCGGCGGUGGACCCGUUCCCAGCCGAUCGCGCCACUCCUUCUCUUCGGGGCAGGCAGGCCGGCCCACUUCGCAGGGGCCCGUACGGGCUCCAAGUAGCAGCCCUGCCUCGGUCUACUCCCCGUACCCCCGAAGGCCGCUCUCUGUGGGUGGCACGGCCUGGGGGGGGCCGUGGACGCCGGCCACCUCCUCCGGAGCCAGUAACUUCUCCAGCCAUAGCAGCAGCCUCAGCAUUCCGACAGUCCCGGUGCAGAUGAACGGGUCUACCAGCGUGAGCUCGGCUCUAGCAGGCAUGGCUUCCAUUUUGAUGUCGGCAGCGGGACUUGGAGUUCGCCUCACGAGCGCCCCCCUCCCGCAGCGCCUCCCGAGCAGGCCCACCAAAGCGCACGGCAACGUUAGGAGCGCAAAGAAACACAGGACAGAGCUGAAACCAGUGGAGGUGAUCCAGAAGUACAUGGAGAAAGUGACUCUCCCCCCCGAAGAGGACUGCAUUAUUUGUAUGGAGCGUCUCUCCGGACCCUCGGGCUACAGCGACUCGCCGGAGGAACAGGCCGUCACGGCCGACAGCGUGGGCAAGUUCACAAAGUGUGGACACACGCUGCACCUGCUCUGCAUGCUGGCCAUGUAUAACAAUGGAAAUAAGGAUGGCAGCCUCCAGUGCCCCUCCUGCAAGACAAUCUAUGGUGAGAAGACUGGGACACAGCCCAAGGGCAAGAUGGAAAUCUACAAUAUCCCUCAGCCGCUGCCUGGGCACCCUGACUGCGGCACCAUUCAGAUCAUAUACAACAUUCCGCCAGGGAUCCAGGGCCCGGAGCACCCAAACCCAGGCCAGCCCUACACCUGCCGAGGAUUCCCACGCCUCUGCUUCCUCCCUGACAAUGAAAAAGGACGAAAGGUGCUGGAGUUGCUGAAGGUGGCCUGGAGCCGUCGACUUAUCUUCACCGUGGGGACGUCCAGCACCACCGGGGAGGCUGACACCGUGGUGUGGAAUGAGAUCCACCACAAGACAGAGAUGAUGUCCAACGUGUCGGGUCACGGGUACCCAGAUCCCAACUACCUGGACAAUGUGCUGUCUGAGCUGGCCUCCCAGGGGGUUACUGAAGACUGCCUCAGAUCUGUUGGACAAAACCAGGGGGCAUCAUGAUGUAGACUGUGAUUGGUGCCUCCCCCGCGUGCAUUGGCAGCACGCAUUCUUUUCCCAGUCCCAUUUCAACACGAGGUGGAAGAAAGGAGGAAAUUCUCAGCAUAACACAUGUAAAACUUUCCUGUAUGCAGCAGUUACAGAAAUAAUGCAAUGCAAAUAAUUUUUUUUUUUUUUUUGGAAAAAGUGGGAGGGGUGGGGAAGUGGUUGACAACAUGUUGCAGGAAUCCCAGACCAGGAUAUAUUUUCAGAUUUCUAGAAAAUCAGUUUAAAAUUUAUUUUUCUUAAUGAAAAAAAACUAGCAGCAUACAUGUCUUCACACUUUUAAUAUUUAGGCGUAUUUGCAUAAUUGUAUGUGUUUGGAUUGAAAUCUGGAAUCCUUUAAUCCUUGUUAAUCUUGCAUUUAGUCACAGUUAUGGAUUUUCACAAUUCACUUGAGUUCUUAAAAUUUAGAAUGGAAUUUUUACAAAAUAUCCCUGAUGUAGUGCAGAGAUGGGUUGUGGGGGAAAAAGUGUUUCCCAAGUUCUGUUUAACUCUUGUUUGAAGACCUGUUUACGGAUUUUCGUUACUUUUUUUUCAGUUCACGUUUGUGUGCGAAAGUUACAUUUUCUUUGGCUGCAGUACAGUAGGUUUAAUAUAAGCAAGUAAUACUUUGCACUCUGGGUUUAAUCAUCUCAAACAUGAUUCUUGUCCUUUUGGAGAACCAGUGGCAUGUCUCACAGGACGUUAAAUAAACGGCUGCUGUAGUUCAAUGCAAUGUUAUCUUUAUGGAUCCACCAAAAAUUAACUUUUUUUUUUUUUUUUUUUUU
Molecule: messenger RNA, 3298 nt
Organism: Scleropages formosus (Asian bonytongue)
Lineage: Eukaryota; Metazoa; Chordata; Actinopteri; Osteoglossiformes; Osteoglossidae
Gene: dtx2
Product: deltex 2, E3 ubiquitin ligase
Biological process (GO): Notch signaling pathway; protein ubiquitination
Molecular function (GO): zinc ion binding
Source: RefSeq, a predicted model, not a curated record